UCAACAGAGACCUAACCUAACUCUUUGCUAAACAUUUUCAACCUCAAACUCAAAUUUUUAAUAAAAUAUUCCAGGGUUAAAAAGAUUACUAAUAAAUUUAAAAAUUGUUUUCAGUAGUGCAUGAAUUGUCAACUGAAUCAUGAAACUAUAUUGUUUGAGCAACGAUCCAAAUAAACCAUGUCAUAUAUUAACAUUUCGGGAAAUUACCAUGAUGUUGGAUUGUGGUUUAUCGAUGCAAUCAAUUUUGAAUUUUUUACCACUUUCGACUGUGCCCUCAAAUAGACUCUCAAAUCUUUCUAAUUACAUGCCAAACGAUGUAGACCCUGAUUUGGAAGGCGAACUCAAAGAAAAUGGAGAAAGGGUAUUUGUGGAUUCUCCCCCUGAGUUUAAUCCUCCUUUAGAUAAAUUAGUCGAUUUUGCUCAGAUAGAUGUGAUUUUGAUAUCAAAUUAUUUAUGUAUGAUGGCACUACCUUUUGUAACUGAGGGCACUGAAUUCAAAGGAAGAGUUUAUGCAACUGAACCUACAUUACAAAUGGGAAGGUUGCUUCUAGAGGAAUUGGUGACUUACAUUGAACUCUGUCCCAAAGUGAAUAUUGCUUCGCAGUGGAAAAAUUUCUUGCAUAAGUUGCCAUAUCCUCUGAGUGAAUCAUUCAAACCAAAAUCUUGGAAACAAAUAUUUAGCAUGAAGAGUGUGAAUGCGAGUUUAUCGAGGGUACAAAUGGUCGGAUAUAAUGAAAAGAUUGAUGUCUUUGGUGCCCUUCAAGUUAUACCUGCUAGUUCGGGGUAUUGUUUGGGGUCUACCAAUUGGGUUAUAUCUACUAAACAUGAGAAAAUAGUGUAUCUUAGUGGAUCUAGUACUUUGACUACACAUCCGAAACCAAUGGAUCAUAAUGCCUUGAAAAAUGCUGAUAUAUUUAUUAUGACUGACCUAACCCAAACACCUAUCAGUAAUCCAGACUCCAUGCUUGGAGUUUUGUGUGUAGUUGUAGGCAUAACUUUGAGAGGGGGAGGUAAUGUGUUAAUCCCCUGUUAUCCGACAGGUGUGGUUUACGAUUUGUUUGAGUGUCUGUCGAUAAAAAUGCAAGAAUUGGGAGUUGCACAAUGUCCCAUGUACUUUGUUUCGCCAGUGGCAGAUAUAUCUUUGGCAUAUUCCAAUAUCCUAGCCGAGUGGCUUUCUACGUCGAAACAAAAUAAAGUUUACGUUCCUGACGAACCAUUUCCUCAUGCAAUGCUGGUCAAGAAUUCUAGAUUGAAACAUUUUAAACAUAUACAUUCUAGUGGAUUCAGUGCCGAGUUUCAAGAACCCUGUGUAGUGUUUUGUGGGCAUCCCAGCCUAAGAUUUGGUGACGCGGUCCAGUUUAUGGAACUCUGGGGUAAUAAUCCUAGAAACUGUAUAAUAUUCACAGAACCGGAUUUCGAUUACAUCGAUGCCCUGGCCCCGUAUCAGCCACUCCAAAUGAAAGUAGCCCAUUGCGCCAUAGACACCUCCCUGAAUUUCACCCAGGCCAACAAGUUGAUUCGAGAUCUGAAACCGACCACGUUAGUUGUGCCUGAAUGCUACACUCAACCUCCUAGCUCGGCUCCGAAUUUCGCAGAUUACAUGAUCGAGAGUAAUGCGGAAAGGAAUUUGAUUUCCUACAAAUGGGGGGAAGUUAUUAAUCUACCAUUGAAAAGAAAGCAAGCCCAAGUAUUUCUGGACAACAGUGUUGCUUUGAAAAUAGCUCCGGUGGAAAUCAAAAACGGUGUUUUUUUGUCAACUUUAACAGGCAACUUGAAUGUGAAAGAUAAUGUAGUUAAUGUACAAGAUGUUGGUCCAUCUUGUUUAGGUAAAACUCCUAAUCAGGUGAAAUAUGAGUGGGGGACAAUUAAUAUCACUGAAUUUAUGCAAAAAUUGUAUCAGGAAGGUUUCUCCGAUGCUAAACUAGAAAAUAUAGGGACAAACAGUUAUAUGAUUCAUAUGUUGGAAGCUGAUACGAUAAUCCAGUUAGAUGAUAAUAAUACUCAUGUUUUAUGUAAUGGUGAUGAUGAAAUGAGAACUAAAUUGAGGAAUAUUGUAAUGCAAUGCCUGAGAAAAUUUUAGUUUGUUACUUUCAAAAAAUUCUUCUUUUAUUUCCGGCUCAAAAUCGGCAAUGGUGCGGUAUAAACUCAAAAUUUUCAAUCUAAGGAACAUUGAACUGUGUGGGAAGAAUGUAUCGAAGAAUUUUACAUGAUAGAAUCAACAAGGAAGAAUAAUUAGUACA
This is a messenger RNA of Coccinella septempunctata (seven-spotted ladybird), 2240 nucleotides long. It is a transcript of the gene IntS9, whose product is annotated as integrator complex subunit 9. Gene Ontology annotation, cellular component: integrator complex. The record is from RefSeq and is a predicted model, not a curated record. Lineage: Eukaryota; Metazoa; Arthropoda; Insecta; Coleoptera; Coccinellidae. The transcript has 11 exons. The coding region runs from base 140 to 2080 and encodes 646 amino acids. Gene Ontology annotation, biological process: snRNA processing.